AGCUUCUACAUUUCGUUUGCCCACACGGGCAAUACAAGCUUAUUUACAAACAAUAAUGUGGGAAUAAAAGUAAAAGGUCUGAUUUUUAUGCGUUUCUUGGCACCAAAUUUCAAAAUUCUUGUUUACAAUAAGUGCAUUGUGUCCAAUGGCGGUCGAAGUGUAAUUUGCGUGAAGUGACCAUAUCAGUCAACACAAAUCGUCUCAUGUAAUCUAAGUGCAUUAUUACUCAAUGCAAAUCCAAUGCACCUAAUUGAUUCAACUGGUUUUGCUCAAGACAACUUACCAUUAAUUGCGAAAUUUAGCAGAGAAGCAAUGGAAUCGUUUCUGAGCUUAUUUGAUCCAAAUCAGCCGGACGAUGGCUUCGAUGAGGAGCAGGAGCUGAAUGGCAACAGCAGCGGUAGCAGCGAAUAUGAAGUGGACGGCAAUGUUAAUGAGAGCAAUAAUAUUAGCAAUAACAACCUAAGCAAUAAUGUCAAAAGCAAUCUCAUUUUUGACUUUGAGCAGGGCAUUCUGCCGCCAGAGCCACAGUUGGGCAAUGUGGAGUACAAGCUGAAGUUGGUGAAUCCCUCAAAGCAGCGUUUCGAGCAUUUGGUCACGCAAAUGAAGUGGCGCCUGCGCGAGGGCCAAGGCGAAGCCAUCUACGAGAUUGGAGUCUCCGAUGCGGGCCAUCUGCAGGGCCUCAAUGACAAGGACAUGAACGCUUCACUCACCACGCUCAAACAGAUGGCUCAUCAUUUGGGCGCCAGCACAUCGGUGCUCAGGCGCAAAAUAAUUCCCGUCCGGCGUUCCGUUGCCGAGGUCCUGGUGCGCAAGAUACCCGAUGAUCAGCACAAUAUUGAGAUACGCGUCGCGGUUCUGGGUGGUGCCGAUGCUGGCAAAUCCACGCUGCUGGGUGUUCUCACCCAGGAUGAACUGGACAAUGGACACGGACGUGCGCGUCUGAAUAUGUUUCGGCACAUGCACGAGAUUCAGUCGGGUCGCACCUCUUGCAUCUCGCAUGAAACAUUGGGAUUCGACGCCUUGGGCAAUGUGGUCAACUACAAAUACAAUGAAAUGAUGACUGCCGAGGAGAUAAGCGAUCGAUCCACAAAGCUGGUCACCUUCAUGGACCUAGCUGGCCAUCGUCGCUAUAUGCGCACCACAGUGCAAGCUCUGAGCGGUUACUCGCCACAUUAUGCCAUGCUCGUGGUGUCCGCUGGCAGUGGCUGCAACGACACCACAGAGGAGCAUCUGGCCAUAGUGCGUGCUCUCGAUAUGCCCUUCUUUAUAUUGAUCACCAAAACGGAUAUUACAUCACCCGAUGCCACAGUGCAGGAGUUGCGCACAUUACUCACAAAUAUUGGGUGCCGCAAGGUGCCGUUUGUGGUCACCAAUACGGAUGAGGCCAUAUCAGCUGGCUCCAAUCAGGUCUCGGAAAAUAUUGUGCCCAUAUUUUGUGUCUCAAAUGUGACUGGCAACGGUCUGAAUCUAGUCACCAAAUUUCUCUAUGUGCUCUCGCCGGGCAUCAGCAAUGCGGAAAAGGAUCGCCUCGAGCUUGAGCCCUGCGAAUUCCAGAUUGAUGAAAUCUUUCGGGUUACCGACGUCGGACCCGUUGUCGGCGGCCUGCUCGUACAGGGCGUGCUCACUGAAAAUAUGCCCAUGAAAAUUGGACCACUGUCGGAUGGAAGUUUCCAUGCCGUUAGCGUGCACACAAUCCAUCGCAAUAAGGCACCCUGUCGAGUGGUGCGCGCUGGCCAAAGUGCUUCGCUAUCGUUUACGCCAACCCAGGAGCUACCAGCGCUGCGCAGCGGCAUGGUCCUAUUGGGCGACUCUGGCAACAUUGAUGACCCCUUCGGCACCUACUUCUUUCAGGCCAAGGUAUCGGUGCUGUUCCAUGCGACGGCCAUUUAUGUGGGCUUUCAGACCACUGUGCACAUUGGCAGCAUCCGACAGACGGCUGUUAUCCGUGGCAUUAUGGGUGGCGAGAAACUGGGCACCAAUGAUUCCGCCUCUGUCAUGUUUGAGUUCGUUGGGCAUCCGGAGUACGUGCGACCCGGCAUGCGCAUACUCUUCCGCGAGGGCAUGUCCAGCAAAGGUAUCGGUGUCGUUACCCAGGUGUUUCCCGUUAACAAGACCCGCGUGAAGUAAAUUGAUGCGCCGAAAUAUACAAAGAGUACCUAGUAUUUCUUCUUCGUUAAAAUGGAGCAUAGAUGCCAUGGACGAUAUGGUUCUGCAAUUGGCCAGUGGUCAGCUAAAUACUUAUUAAAGAUUAUGAAUAUAUAUCUCAAUGCGGAUAACAUACUGACAUACUGAGACAUGUACAUAUUACUUACAAUUAGACUCUAGUGAUUUCGAUCGGCAUACGCAGAUAUGCGCUAAAAUUGUAGCAGAUCUUCUUUACAUUUAGUUUGAGUUCUGUGAUUUUUCUUUUAAGCUCAACUCCUCUAUAUUAACACAUAUACAGAUCUAUAUAACAAUUACAGACAACUUUAUCUGUAGACAAUGCAAUUUGAAAACCUUGUACGAAUUUUAAUUUUGCCUACGCAUACUUAAUAAAAACUAGACCGUACAAAAAUCUGAUCCACAUGAUGAA
This is a messenger RNA of Drosophila grimshawi, 2572 nucleotides long. Its product is annotated as GTP-binding protein 2. Bases 241 to 2127 code for a protein of 628 amino acids. The transcript has 4 exons. The record is from RefSeq and is a predicted model, not a curated record. NCBI's taxonomy places the organism in Eukaryota, Metazoa, Arthropoda, Insecta, Diptera, Drosophilidae. Gene Ontology annotation, biological process: translational elongation. Gene Ontology annotation, molecular function: translation elongation factor activity; GTP binding; GTPase activity.